AGAAGAAACUCCCAAAAUGGAGACGCCGAUGAGAAUCCGACCAAGAAGGCAGGGCAUGGCAAUCCAGACCUCCGGUCACUUGUUCCUCACAACUAGCGAGGCCACCAAGCAGACCCUUUGGCUCAAAGAUUCAAAGGAGAAUUGGGACCAUCAAUCGGAGAGCUGUGAGGUUUUUCUCCUUACCCCAAGCAGCAGCAUCAAUAUUGAAUGAGGGACUCUGGUGGGACUUGUAUCCUUUAUGGGAGAUAUGGUGAGACAACAUAAGAAGAAAAGAGACCAGUUAGUCCUCCAUUUGAGAAGAGUGAGAGAAAGCAGCGAUCUUGAUGGCAACCAGAGUAAAGCUACCCUCUUUUCUCAAAAUUGUUCCUGGUCAUCAGUUCACUAACAAGCUGAAAAUCCCAACAGAAUUUCUCCAGCAUUUCCAUGGAAACGUGCCUCACCAGUGCCAACUUCAAACCGCAGCCCGAACUUGGCUUGUUCAUGUGGAAGUGGUCAAUAACAAGUUCUAUUUCCAGGAGGGGUGGAAUGCAUUUCUGCGACAGAAUGGCUUAAAAUACGGGCAACUUCUAGUCUUCCAUUAUGCUGGAAACUCACACUUCCAUGUGGAUAUCUUUGGAAAAAAUACAUGUGGAGAGUUGUUUGUAAUGGCUGAAACAGAAGAAGCUGAUGAAGAAGAUUAUGAUGUAUCUCUUGAGAUCACAGACGGCUCUCCAGUUUCAAGUCCUCUGCCUCGAAAGAAGUACAAAACAAGUUCGAGUGUGAAAGAAAGAGGAGGCACCUCCAGCUCACAAAGAUUCAUAGAAAAGGAUCUGUGGGGAGCUCGCAUCAGAGCUGAAGAAUUCAAAUUAAAAAACCCUUCUGCUUUCUUGGUUUCCAUGAAGCCCUCCUACAUCAAGUAUAAAUUUGUGUGGUUGCCAGCAGAGUUCACCAUGCUAGUGAAGCCUCGUAUUGAGAACUCUGGUGAUGUUAUUCUUCGGGUUUCAGAUUGGAGUGUGAGAACUUGGCGGGCCAAAUUGACUUGUGAUAAUGUUUCUACCAACAGAUGCAAAUUACAUGGUAGUUGGUCUGAAUUUAUGCGAGAUAAUAAUUUGAAAGAAGGUGAUCUGUGUGCAUUUAUGUUGAUUAAAGACAUCAGAGUUAUAAUCAAUGUUGUCAUUUUUCACACAAAAGAAGCAGCAAAUCGCACCUUAUCACCAGACAUUUCUGAUAAUGAGGAUCAUGAGAAUGAUGAGGAGGGUGAUGAUGAAAGUGAAGAUGAAGAAGAAACUGAAGAUGAGGAGGAGGGAGAUGAUGCUUCUAGUGAAGCACUUAACUAUGUUCCACCAGGCUCAAGAACAAUAGCUUCGAGGCUUCACAAGAGAAGGAAAAACUGGACAAGUUCUAUUGUUAAAGCACCACGCUUGUCUAGAGACGAAAAGAUCCUAAAUGCUAUAGCUCUAAAAAAAGCUAAUGCUUUCCAAUCUGAGUCUACCCACCAUUCUUUUGUGGUUUCCUUGUGUGCCUCAUAUGCCGGUGGAAGUUAUCUGAGUUUUCCACGCACUUUUGCUGAGAGACAUAUUAUUAAUGGGCGCCCUAAUUAUGUCAUCCUUCGGGUUAAUUGGAGCUUUCUUGUCAAUUCUAAAAAAAAAAGGAGCUUUCUUGUCAGGGUCAAUUAUAUUGAGAGGACAACCAGAUUACAAGCUGGUUGGUCUGAAUUUGCGUAUGUCAAUAAUCUGAAAAUGGGCGAUGUUUGUGUCUUUGAGUUGACCAAUACCAAAAAGUUUGAAUUUGAAGUUGAAAUUUUCCGCAUGACAGAUGCUGUCUGCACUUCAUCACAGGGGAAAGGAAAACAGCUGAGGACUGAGUCGAUCAACUCAAGAAUUAAGACAGAAAUCCAGAUAGAUUGAGUAGAAUUGUGUACCCUCAGUCGGGAAAUUGGAAUGUCUAGCUGCCAUGAUGCUUCUCUCCCUUAAUGCUUACAUAUAUUUUUUCUAGUUUUCAACUGCCAUAUGAAGAAUGUAGACCUAAUUCUACCAUACUUUGAGACUCACCUGGUGACGUUAUUUGGUCACCAAUCAUGAACCUAUUAUGUUUACUAUUUAGCAGUUAAACAUCUUCAAGAGAUUUGCUGCAACUUGGAGCAUAUUAUC
Messenger RNA from Fragaria vesca subsp. vesca, 2129 nucleotides. RefSeq names its product putative B3 domain-containing protein Os03g0621600-like. The coding region runs from base 324 to 1886 and encodes 520 amino acids. NCBI's taxonomy places the organism in Eukaryota, Viridiplantae, Streptophyta, Magnoliopsida, Rosales, Rosaceae. The record is from RefSeq and is a predicted model, not a curated record. The transcript has 9 exons. Gene Ontology annotation, molecular function: DNA binding.